CGCCGCUGACAGGAGGAUGGUGCGCUGCAUUCCCAUCAUUCUAUGAGGACAACCUGCGCAUCCACCACCCAGAAGGAGACUCCGAGCCGUACGAACAUUUAACAUAUCCCAAGUUGAGAUCUUUAUCUUCCACCAUGUCAGCUGGAGGAGAUUUGGGGAACCCCCUGAGGAAAUUUAAACUCGUAUUUUUGGGAGAGCAGAGCGUGGGAAAAACAUCUCUCAUCACCAGAUUCAUGUAUGACAGUUUUGAUAACACAUAUCAGGCCACCAUUGGAAUUGACUUCCUAUCAAAGACCAUGUACCUGGAAGACCGGACAGUACGGCUGCAGCUGUGGGAUACAGCUGGACAGGAGCGCUUUAGGAGCCUUAUUCCAAGCUACAUACGGGACUCUACAGUGGCUGUGGUUGUGUAUGACAUUACAAAUGUGAAUUCAUUCCAGCAGACCUGCAAAUGGAUUGAUGAUGUCAGGACAGAGAGAGGGAGUGAUGUUAUCAUCAUGCUAGUAGGCAACAAGACAGAUUUGGAGGAGAAGAGGCAAAUCACGAUCGAGGAAGGAGAGCAGCGAGCCAAAGAGCUGAACGUCAUGUUCAUCGAGACCAGUGCCAAGACAGGCUGCAAUGUCAAACAGCUGUUUCGUCGAGUUGCAGCAGCCCUACCUGGGAUGGAGAGCUUGGACGACGCAAACCCUGAAGGCAUGAUCGACAUCAAGCUGGACAAACCAGCAGAGCCCACCGUCCCUGAGGGUGGGUGCUCGUGUUAAUGCAGAGCUUUGCUUCAACAGCUCCCUUCACACCAUAGGCUUGUUGUGUUGCUUAUUACUGGUUAGCUUCCAGUUGACUUCUCUAAUUGGAUAUAGGAUCUGGGGCUUGUAUCUGAUUGGAUAAAUCAAAUGUUAUCUUUCAGUCUUGUUUAGUUGUAAGAUAUUGUAUACUUUGUCAAUAUGUAAGUGACUGGAGGAGAAAAAGGGAAGAAAAAAAAAAUACUGCAAUGAAAAUUAACAAAAAACAGUUUGGGAGAAAUAAAAAAGAAAAAAAAACAGAGAAAAACAGGACAACCGGAGGAUUUCUUUUCGCUGUUAUGUUUUGUAUUUUUUAUAUAUAAAAGGGAAAGCACCAAAAAUGAUGCCUAAACACAAUAGGAGAAAACGUUGGGGGUCAGCCACUUUGCAGAUGGCUGAACACGUCUGAAUGUCUGCAGCACGCAUGCACGCUGAUCUGAUCUUUGAUCUUCGAUCUUUGACCUUUGGCCUGCCCUCCAGGGUCUCCAUGCUCUGGAAGGGGGCUGACUAUCUAAGAAUGUUUUAUAGCAUCUCUCUAUAGCAUCUCAUGACAAAACGUAUCACAUUUGACAUUCCCACAAGAGUCAACUUUCAGUAGAUUCACCUAACAGUAGCUGUGAAAAUGUGGCACUCUAUCUCUCUAUGGGUUUAUCUUUUAUAGAACAAACUGUACUGUGGUUAAAAAAAAGGUGAUAAUAAAAAGACAACUUACUAUCACAACUUCCCAUCCCUACAUAGCUCUCUGCUGUUCCUUGCUCCUUCUCUCUCUUCCUCUCUCCUUCCAGUUUUCCCCAUCCCUCCAUCCCGGUAAUACACAUAUGAAAACCCACUGUAAUGCACUGCACUGUAUAUAAUAAUGUAAUAUGUAUGUUGUGAACGUCCCUCUGUAGAAGUGGUCCUUGUUCACCAGUAUGAAUUAUGUAAUAAUGUUUAACGAUUAAUAAAUUACAGAUUAAAGGGCUUCACUCUCC
Messenger RNA from Cololabis saira (Pacific saury), 1750 nucleotides. RefSeq names its product RAB6B, member RAS oncogene family b (gene rab6bb). The coding region runs from base 135 to 761 and encodes 208 amino acids. The transcript has 8 exons. Gene Ontology annotation, molecular function: GTPase activity; GTP binding. NCBI's taxonomy places the organism in Eukaryota, Metazoa, Chordata, Actinopteri, Beloniformes, Belonidae. The record is from RefSeq and is a predicted model, not a curated record.